AUGGUUUCCAGCGCCCAGCUGCUCCUUGUGACCCUCCUUCUGGGUCUGACCGCAGUCAGAGCCACUCCGGUGGUGCAACAGGCGGCCAGCGCCCAGUUUACCUCGGCAAUGACCGACUUUUUGCAGGCCUUCAAGAGCAUCAUGCCCUGCGGCUACGGAGACAUCCCAGUGCUGGCCCCCAUCGUGAAUCCGUUCUACGAGUUCGAUGUGGCCAGCGAUGACUUCACCGUGGUGGGCAACGUGACCAACAUCCGCAUCCAGGGCCUGGACACCUUCAAGGUUCUGAGCGCCAGCGACUAUGGCCAAACCGGCGAGGCCGCCUACGACCUGCUCUUCCCGAACAUUCAAGUGCUGGGCUUUGCGCAGAUGGAUGGAUUCAUCAACGUCGGGGGCCUCAAGCUGCCCAUCUGCCAGAAUGACGUGAUCAACGAGGCUCUGAUGGAUCUGCGCUUCGUGGGCAGCUACAGCUUCGCCAACAGCCUUACCAAUUCGUCCGGACUGCGCGUGGUGGACUUCAAGCAGACCAUCUACUUGGCCGGCGUCGAACUGGACAACUGGAACACCCUGUGGAACAGCUCCACCAACAACUUCUGGAACCGCUUGAUGAAGACCCUGCUGCCACUCGCUCUCGAGGAGAUCCAGCCCAACAUCACCGAUUUGCUGUACCAGCACUUCCUUGUUCCCAAGAUCAACGAUCUGCUGGCCAACGUGAGCAUGGACGAGUUGGUAAGCUUCUUCCAGACUCAGGCCCAACUCUGGGCCAAUGCCAACUGCCAGGCUUAA
Messenger RNA from Drosophila elegans, 783 nucleotides. RefSeq lists its product as uncharacterized. The coding region runs from base 1 to 783 and encodes 260 amino acids. The record is from RefSeq and is a predicted model, not a curated record. NCBI's taxonomy places the organism in Eukaryota, Metazoa, Arthropoda, Insecta, Diptera, Drosophilidae. The transcript has a single exon.